This is a messenger RNA of Drosophila melanogaster (fruit fly), 353 nucleotides long. RefSeq lists its product as uncharacterized. Bases 30 to 281 code for a protein of 83 amino acids. The record is from RefSeq and is marked reviewed. The transcript is spliced from 2 exons. Lineage: Eukaryota; Metazoa; Arthropoda; Insecta; Diptera; Drosophilidae.
UGAUCUUCAAGGAACUGCAACGAGCGAAAAUGAAGCUGCUGAUCUUUGCCUGUUUGCUUGCUCUGGCUUUGGGGCACGAGGUGUAUUACUAUACCCCCAGCUAUGGGUACUACCCCAGUACCUUUGCCAGGUCCUCGGCUGUCCUGCCCUUGGCCUAUUCCCGUUUGAUUGCCCCGGCAGCCGCCGAAUCGCAUCUUUACCACAGCGUGGAGACCCCGAACUCCUUCCAGCAGCAAUAUCGCAGCGACUACAAGCCCCUGACCUAUGAGUACAUCUACUAGAUGGGCGGGGAGCAACAAACCUUUGCGUGAAUUGUAAGCAAGUGAAAUUUGAAUAAAGUUCGAACGCUCCUC